AGUAUAUACUUUAUGACAUAUGCUCUGUUUUUUAGUAAGUCAUUAAGUCAUUAACUCAUAAAAUCCUCAUACUCUGUUUUUUGGUGUAUUUAGACAUUGACACCAACACUCUUUCAACUUCAGCUCAACUCAACUCAGUCUAAUGACGACUUCGAACUUUCUAUUCCUCUUCUUCUUCAUCUUCCUUAUCCAUUUCUUCACCGUUCCCUCACGUGCCGACCUCCCCGGCACGUGGGAACUCCUUGUCCCUGACGCCGGAAUUGCUUCCAUGCACACCGCCGUCACCCAUUACAACACCGUUGUACUCCUCGACCGCACCGACAUCGGUCCUUCCCGGAAAAGACUCCCUCCCCACCAUUGCCGUAACGAUCCCAAUGACCCCAUUUUGAAAAAAGACUGUUAUGCUCACUCUGUUCUUCUUGAUUUGGAAACGAAUUCAGUUCGACCUCUUAUGAUCCUCACCGACACUUGGUGUUCUUCUGGUCAAUUUCUCCCCGACGGUACGCUUCUUCAUACCGGCGGUGAUCUUGAUGGGUUCCGGAAAUUCAGGAAAUUCACUCCGUGUGAAUCUUCUAGCUCUGUUUGUGAUUGGGAAGAACUUCAAAAUGUUCAGCUUUCAGAAGGAAGAUGGUAUUCCACUAAUCAGAUAUUACCCACCGGAGAAAUCAUAAUUGUCGGCGGCCGUGCUGCUAGUAGUGUCGAGUAUUUUCCACCGAGAGAAACCGGAGCGGUUGAAUUCCCUUUCUUAACUCAAGCUGAAGAUAAACAACAUGAUAAUCUUUAUCCUUAUGUUCAUUUGCUACCCAAUGGACAUCUCUUCAUUUUCGCCAACAAUAAAGCGGUUAUGUAUGAUUUUACGGCGAAUAAAAUAGUAAGAGAUUACCCAAUACUUGACGGUGGUCCAAGAAACUACCCAUCAGCAGGAUCAUCAGCUAUGUUGGCGCUAACAGAGGAUUAUUCUUCUGCCACCAUUGUUAUUUGUGGUGGAGCUCAAUUUGGGGCUUAUUUACAGAGGAGCACAGAUACCCCUGCACAUGGGAGUUGCGGUAGAAUUGAAGCGACCGGAGAAAACCCAGUUUGGGAAAUGGAAGAUAUGCCCUUUGCGAGAAUCAUGGGUGAUAUGGUGAUGUUACCAACCGGAGAAAUUCUUAUCAUUAAUGGAGCUCAAGCAGGAACUCAAGGUUUCGAAAUGGCUUCAAAUCCAUGUUUAAACCCAGUUUUAUACAGACCAAACGAACCCUUAGGACUCCGAUUCAUGACUUUGAAUCCCGGUACAGUUCCAAGAAUGUAUCACUCCACAGCCAAUUUGCUUCCGGACGGUCGGAUCUUACUUGCCGGAAGCAACCCACAUUUUUUUUACAAGUUCGCGGUGGAAUUUCCGACGGAAUUAAGGAUCGAAGCGUUUUCUCCGGAGUAUUUAUCAGCAGACAGAGCAAAUCUCCGACCAGUAAUAGUGGAAUCGCCGGAAAAGCUCAAAUACGGUGAGGAUUUUGGGGUGGCGGUGACGGUGGAACUGCCGGUGGUUGGGAUUAUUGAAGUGAAUUUAGCGAGUGCUCCAUUUUCAACACAUUCGUUUUCACAAGGGCAAAGGCUUGUGAAAUUGAAAGUAACGAGCGCGAUUCCCGAUGAUGCCGGUAAAUAUAGGAUCGGAUGUACAGCACCGCCGGACGGGAAGGUGGCGCCGCCGGGAUAUUACAUGGUAUUUGCUGUAAACCAAGGAGUGCCAAGUGUGGCACGAUGGGUCCAGCUAGUUGUUUGAAACUUUUUUAUAUUUAUAAUUUUUAUUUAGUUUUUAUAUAUACAAAUAUAUUUUAGACUCUUUAAAGUCUGAAUGAGACUACAAGAGUAUUAUUUUA
Solanum tuberosum (potato) is the source of this 1856-nucleotide messenger RNA. Its product is annotated as galactose oxidase. The transcript has a single exon. Lineage: Eukaryota; Viridiplantae; Streptophyta; Magnoliopsida; Solanales; Solanaceae. The record is from RefSeq and is a predicted model, not a curated record. Bases 143 to 1759 code for a protein of 538 amino acids.